Messenger RNA from Cladophialophora immunda, 3074 nucleotides. RefSeq lists its product as uncharacterized. Gene Ontology annotation, molecular function: zinc ion binding; DNA binding; DNA-binding transcription factor activity, RNA polymerase II-specific. The record is from RefSeq and is a predicted model, not a curated record. Lineage: Eukaryota; Fungi; Ascomycota; Eurotiomycetes; Chaetothyriales; Herpotrichiellaceae. Bases 335 to 2857 code for a protein of 840 amino acids. Gene Ontology annotation, biological process: regulation of DNA-templated transcription; DNA-templated transcription. The transcript has a single exon.
GUGGGUGACGAGCAUCCACCAAGUGCUUACAAUUCAUGCGCUCGCAGGCAUCAUUCCCAACGUACUCGUACAGGUCUCGACAACCAUGACGUUUCUAGAAGCAUGGCUCAUUGCCUGACUCUUCUCCCAGAUCUUUCACUCACGUCUAAACCCACCGCUCUGCUAGCACUCCGAGUCUAGGCCUGGGGAGGCUCUACAGCGAUCACCUGAGUCAGCCGUUCUCUGGGAAUAAAGUGCGCAGUCUCGGAUUGCUGCCGCUAUUCACCGCUGCCUAUCCUCUUCCUCGUCUCUCGAGUCGCUAGAUUUCGAGAGGUCCGCCGUUUAAUUGAUUACUAUGUCUCGAACUGGAAGCAUGUCCACUUCACCGUACAACCCCGAUGCCACCGGGCUGGGGUUUGACCACAGUCAAGGCCCGCCAAGGAAGAAGAUGCGGAAAGGAACAAAGAGCUGCUUGGAGUGUCGGCGGAGGAAGAUCAAGUGCACCUUCGAACCUGGAAGGCCUGCGAUUUGCAACGAGUGCUAUGCCAGAGGUUCGACCUGCAUCGAUCAAGAGCAUGGGGAUAUCCAAACAUAUACCCAGACUACUACGGAGCAGUCGUCGUACAGCUUGAGGGAAAGAGUAUCCCAACUCGAGGAUCUGGUCAAACAGGUGCUGAAUCGGUUACCGGAGAAGGAUGCCAGCGCCCAUGGUGAUGCUUCGGGCACAGAAUCCGAUAAAAGCCAGCUUGAUGCUCAGGCGGCUGAAGUGUUGAAGAGCCUCAAGAGCUCAUUGAGACAGGAAAACUCCAGCACCGAAGAGUCCAUCCUUCUCCCGGGCGGUCUCCGGGACGACGCCCCGGCCUUGACCCUAUUCGAUAACGCCGUCCUCGAACGAAAAGAGAGCCAGCCGGUGGUGUCAAGAGCACAGUACAAUAAAACCAAAACGCUUCUGGCGGCUUUGAACAAGUUGCUCCCGUCGGCGAGUGAUUUGGAGGUUAUCCUCGAACAAUCUCACGAAUGGUGGGCAAUAUGGAGGAAGAUGUUUCCCGAAAUUACUGACAGUCGAUGUGAAACUAUCAAAGAAUCGGUGUCUCACUCGUUGCGGUCCGAGAAACCAGCCGAAUUGGCAAAAAUCAUGUUAUGUAUCGCCAUCAGCAUCCACCAACUACCGGGACAUUUCAACUGGUCGCGACUUCAAAUCAAAGAGGAGCCUGCUGAUCUGAUGGAACGAUAUAUUGCGACAGUCGACAAGUUGAUUACUUCUGACGAUGAAAUUGCAGCCACCCUUGAUGGCAUCGAGUGCAUGAUGCUUGAAGCAAAGUAUCAUGUCAAUAUGGGCCGGCCGCGACGCGCGUGGCUGUUAUUCCACCGAGCGCUCGCCUUCGCCCAACUGUUGGGUAUUCACAGACUAGCAGCCCAAACAGACAAAACAUCCCUGGAUUAUCAGCGCUCGGUCAAUAUCUGGUGCCAUCUUGUCCUGGGUGACAGAUAUCUAUCCCUGCUCCUAGGUCUGCCAUAUUCUGUUAGUGAAAGCUUUGUGACACCCUAUAUCCCGAUAUCUGGACCUCCACCUGCGUCGGUCAACGAUGGCGAGUACUACACCGGGAAAAUGCUUCCUAUAAUCACCAAAAUGAUCGACCGCAAUCAGAGUGUAGUACCCAUGGGAUACUCGGCGACGUUGAGGCUUGAUCAAGAAUUGGAGGAGUUGCACAGUACUCAAGAUCCCAGUUGGUGGUCGCCGGAGCUUGUUCCUGGUAGUUCGGUCGAGGAUCAUUUCGACCGACUCCAAGCGCAAUUUUUCCAUCACCAAGCCAAGGUCAUGCUGCAUAUGCCGUUCAUGUUACGAUCCUCCACCGACAAGAGAUACCAAUACUCUCACGCGGCGGCCUUGGACGGCGCGCGAGAAAUGAUUCGAGUCUACAAGGCCCUCCGAACCAACAAGGCCGUGGGCCCUUUCAUCUGCAAAUUGAUCGAUUUUCAAUCUUUUACGGGGGCCAUGCUGUUGCUACUGAACUUGUGCGGCUACUCACAACAACACCGCGGCAACAACGCUCAGCAGACGGACCUCGAGCAGGACCAAAUAGACUCGGACCUCAUCGACCAAACGAUAGCACUACUGAAAGAUGCGGCUAAAGAACCCGGAGGUGUCGUAGCAGCUCAAAGUGCUCAAGCGCUGGAAAUGCUCGCCCGUGUCCGGCAGGGCUGCGAUGAAGAAGGCGCUAAAGAAUGCAGGGGCGAGACCUGUCAGGUCUCCAUCCCCUAUUUUGGCACCAUCUCCAUCGGGACAGGCAAGCAUUUUGUGCCCAUCAAGCCAGGCACAUAUGUGCAACGCACACAGGAUGCGCCCUUGAACACGACAAUAUCGGCGGGCGGCGUGCCCACCAACACGGGACUGCCGACUCCACCAUCAGCCGCUUCGAAUAGCACGCAACCGUCGCCCUUGUCGACGACGAUCGACCAGCAGCGUGGGCAAUACUCCCACGCCCGUCGGCAGCCCGUUUACGAGUCGACGAACUACAUCGCCCCGGGCCUUGAUCAAGCUUGGCCUGACACAGCCGACGACCCAUUCAUCACAUUCGACUCAUUUAUGGCCUUUCCACCUCAACCACCUACAGAUUUUCCCUCAGCCGGCGGCGUCAGCAUCUCCUCGGGCGGAUCAGGCUUCACCCCACAACCAUCCCACUCUCUGCAGGGCCAGAGUCCGUACAAUUCGAGCGCGACGCCCCAGAAUGAUUUGAAUGCUUCGGUCGCUGCAGGCGGGCUGGGCGGGAUGGUGACGCCAGGGUUCCCAUUCGGCACCUUCCCCUUCGGACAGAGCGGGGUGGACCUGGAUCAAGGCUGGAAUUGGUUCGGAGUUGACGCGCCCGUCAUCCAGUGAUGGGAACCAAAAAGGGAUUGACACAAGGUUCUUUUGACACAGAGAUGUGUUUGUAUUUUGAUGUAGGACCACCAGCCCAAAAUCUUUGACACUGUAUGCCACGGAGGAUUUUCCCGGCCGCGUAAUCAAGGAAUGGGACCUACAUAUAUAGUAAAAUAUAUAGGCCCAGACCUCGGAAGGGCAGUGUCAGUAUCGAAGCUCUCCUAUCAAGAUCUCC